GGAAAAAUGACAUAGCGAGUGUAAGUGGAGAGAUAUAUGAUUACAUACACAACUUGUUUACCCAAAAGGACCAUUAGAUCAAAACGAAGUGAUCGACGCUGCUGCUAAAUCUAUCUUACUGAAAUUUUGAGUGGUACGCAUAUGGCUCGGUCCAUCACCAUACGCGUCCCUGCGACAUCUGCAAACAUCGGCCCAGGCUUCGACGUCGUCGGCCUGUCUUUGUCGCUGCAUUUGACACUCAAUGCUACUAUAGCGGACUCAAAUGUUCGAUAUCCACCAACCCUCACUUAUUCUGGAGAAGGCGCCGACGAAGUCCCGCUCGACCCAUACAAGAACUUGACGACUCGCGUCUGCUUAUACGUCCUAAGGUGUCAUGACAUUUCUUCUUUCCCGGAACAUCUUGCAAUACAUGCGCACAACGAAAUUCCAUUCGGUCGCGGUCUAGGAUCGUCUGGUGCUGCAGUAAUCGCCGGAGUUCUUCUCGCAAAUGUGCUCGCAAAGCUCAAUCUGACCACGUCGCGGAUACUCGACUUUGCGCUGAUGGUUGAACGCCACCCGGACAAUGUCACCGCUGCCCUUGUGGGAGGCUUUGUAGGUUCAUACCUCCGCGAACUUGAUGAUGAUUCGCAAGCACGUGCUCAAGUCCCGCUCAGCGAGGUCUUGCCAGAAUAUCCUCCAGAUGCCGGCGAGGACUGGGGAAAGAAUCCACCACACCCACCUGAAGGUAUCGGUCACUAUGUCCGAUUUGGAUGGGCAGAAUCGAUUAAAGCCGUGGCCAUCAUCCCUCGUUUCGAGCUCAGCACGGCCAAGGCGCGUGACGUGCUUCCUCAAAGCUACUCUCGAAAGGACCUGGUGUUCAACCUACAACGGUUAGCUGUGCUGACUACAGCACUUUCACGGACACCACCGGACCCAGGACUCAUUUACGAUGCAAUGCAGGAUCGCGUGCACCAGCCUUACAGGAGGACUCUAAUUCCAGGACUUCCUGAAGUCACUUCUCGACUUACUCCCACGACGCAUCCAGGCCUCCUCGGAAUCUGUCUAAGCGGAGCCGGGCCGACAAUUCUGGCGCUUGCAACUGAAGGAUAUGAGAAGAUUGCGGUAGAUGCGGCGCAUAUAUUCAGAGAAAAGGGCGUCGAAGUGGAUUGGAAGCUGCUUGAAGUCUGUCAAGGUAGCUAUGUGGAAGAGGAUGGAGCGGAAGUCUGGCAGAUUGUAUGAGCCCGAUUGGUAUAAUAGAGGAAAGCUUCCAGCCAUAUUAGACGGAGACCUCGCUUUGCGAAAGGGUCCAAACUCUACUGUUUUAGUUUUCAUCCCAAGGAUCUGCAUUGACCUUGAAUGGCUGCCUUAUGCAGUAAUUACUUCCGUUAGC
Fomitiporia mediterranea MF3/22 is the source of this 1369-nucleotide messenger RNA. RefSeq names its product homoserine kinase. The transcript is spliced from 2 exons. Gene Ontology annotation, molecular function: ATP binding; homoserine kinase activity. Lineage: Eukaryota; Fungi; Basidiomycota; Agaricomycetes; Hymenochaetales; Hymenochaetaceae. The coding region runs from base 142 to 1218 and encodes 358 amino acids. The record is from RefSeq and is a predicted model, not a curated record. Gene Ontology annotation, biological process: L-threonine metabolic process.